CCACGCCACAUCCCUAAACCUCUCCAUCUCCAUAGUACUCUCCUGUAACAGAAUUGGAAAACCCAAUCUGGCGACGGCUGCCCGCCGCCGGCACCCGGCGGUGCUGUUCCUCCGUUCUUCCUUGCACACGACGGCUGCCCGCCGCCGGCGCCCGGCAGUGCUGUUCCUCCGUUCUUCCUUGCACACAGUAAACAAUUAUGGCGAGGGGGCCAAGACGUCUACGGAAGUUGAACCUAGAUGCACAGAGCGCAGGACAUGUGCAAGCUGAAGAAGAAAAUUUGCUGUACAACUUUGAAGCUCUAGAUGAAGCAGAUGCACAAUUCAAUGACGAUAAUUUGCAUCUCGAAGCUCAAGAUGCAGGGAAUGUACAACCCACAGAAGAUAGUGAGCAAGACCUUUCAGAGAAUGAUGACAUAAUCACGGAGUUGCCUCUUGCAGCCAAAAGACCAAUUAAUAUAAUCUGGCCAAAUGGGGAGGUACGACGGGUUCUAGGAAAUUUUAAUGUAAAAAACUUGGACCAACUGAAGCAAGGAAAGGUAAUUGUAGAGACGGAUGAACAUGGUAUUCCAAAUGAUAGAUCAGGUUCUGUUCUAGGCUCGUAUCUUGGUAAGCUUGCACAGAAUUCAACAUUUGCACCAUUGGACAUUCCAAAAUGGGACCAUGACUUAUUUGUGGGACCAAAGGAGAGCAUAGUCGCUGACGUGGAGAUGAAAUUUGUGUACCCUUCUGAGACGAAGCAGCUUACAAGAGACUGGAUUCUAAUGAAAGCUGAUAAAGGGUGGAGAUCUUACAAAAGCCGUUUAAAGGGAAGAUACUUUAAUCCUGAUGUGAGGACUCUAAACGAUAUAUUAAAAUAUGUCCCAAAAGGUGUCAAUGGAUAUCAAUGGCGUGGUCUUGUUAAAAUAUGGUGUCAGGAUAAACACAAGAAAUUAUGUGAGAAAAACUCUGAAAGCGCAAAACAGCAGAGGAAUCCACAUACAACUGGUAGAAAAAGCCAUGCUAGGCUUUGUAAAGAGAUGGAAGCAAAAGUUAAAGGGAAGGUCCAUGACAUUGACGUAUGGGAUGAAGCACAUAAGAAAAAGGAUGAGCGCAUUAAGGCAGUAGUGGAAUCGGCUUACCAUGAAUUAGCUAAAAAGAAAUCUACUAGUUGCAGUGGUCUUUCAUCCAAAGAUUAUGAUGAAGUUUUUCGACGUGUAGUUGGAAAAGAGACAAAACUUCGAGGGUACUACGAUCAUAAGAAUUGGAGCCAAAUAAGGGUUUCUCAAGGACUAGAUGUUGUUGGACAAUCUGAGGAAUAUGCAAUGCUUAAGUUACAAAUGAAUGCAAUGGAAAAUAAAAUAGAGGCUAUGAGUGUUGAUAUGACUCUGAUGCGUGCCUUCAUAGAACAAAAAUUCCCUGGAGAGGAUUGGAGAAAUAUUGUGGUUGCAGAACAAAAUAAAGAAGUUGAUAUUUCUGAACAAGUUGGUAAUGAUAUCCAACAUGAAUCCAAUGUUGAAGAAUCAUGUGAACAUGUACAUUCUACACCAGAUAAUGUGCAGUUGCAGCAGAAGCAUUUAAUCAGUUAUAUUCCUGCUAAAAAUGGUUGCCACAAACCAUCUGUACCACAUGAACACAUGAUUGCCAAGCAAUCAAGCAUUGGAAGCUUUGCUAGAAGGUCUGAAGCUAGUCAGAGAUACAUGGAAUCAACUAUGGCACAUGACCAUGGAACUGAUAAGCAAGUACAUUCUAUUAGUUCUGCUAAUGGCAAUGGUCGUCGUUUCAAUCCAUCUAUACCAUAUGAAUGCACAAAUGCUAAGCAACUAAGUGGGGAAAGCUUAGGCAAAAGGUCCAUAACAAGUCAAAUGAAUGUGGAAUCAAUGGUGCCACGUGAGAAUGUGACCAAUGAGGCUUAUGUUUCUGAACAAGAUGGUACUGAUAUUAUGAAUGGGUUUGUUCACAACCGUGAGGAACCACAUGCCAAUGAGAAUGCUAUACCAAAUAAUGUGCAGCAAUUAUGUUCUGUUAGUUCAACUAGAGCUAAAGAGAAUUGUUCUACUAAAGCUUUGCCAUCUGACCACAUAACUGCAAAGCAAUCAAUCAUUAAAAGCUCUGUCAAAAGGACUAGAACUAACUGUGUGGAUUCAAUUUUACCACCUGAUAAAGCCAAACAGGGGCCUCAGAGAAAGGGAGUAUUAGAGAAUACUUCAUCUAAAUCAGAUCAAAGGGUGGUGUUCUUGUUUUCAUUGAAUCCAGUAUACAAAGGCAAAGUAGUGGCCAAGGGAAAUUUAGUGACUACAGAUAGCACAUAUGUGGUUGGAGGAAAUAUGCUUGGAAAUGAAUAUUAUGGUGUGGCUGUUCAUAGUGUUACAAAUAUUGGUGAUGAGAGACUGCCAAGACCAUCUGAAAACUGUACUACAUUAAGAGAGGCAAUUGGUUUUGUCAUUCCUUGGCCUCGUCCCUAUGUAAGAAAGCGUAGGGAUACAAGUUCUGCCCAGUAGCAAGGCCCUUUCAUACGAGUGCUCUGCUCAUAACCAGAAUUUUGCUGUUAUUAUUGGUCUGACUAUAGGAUAAUGAAUGGAGGACUGAAGAAAAGAAAGAGUGGAAGCCCUGAUAUUCAACUUUCCUUUUGAAGAAAUAUUAUAGAUUUCCUUCUAGCAGUUUAGAAAAACACGCACAACAAGCUGUAGGAUGUUAUAUAUGUGUGUGUCUAUUGCACUUUAGUUUUCCAGUUAGUCGUAUAUGUCUAUUUAAAAUUACAUGGAUGUUUUAUUUAGUUGUAAACUCCUUGCUCUCAUACAAGCAUGUACAGCCUUUCCCCUUUUAAUAUAUUAUAUGUUCUUGUAUAUGGUCGGGAAUAUGGUACUGCCUGCCCAUGUAAUUUUUUA
Messenger RNA from Oryza sativa Japonica Group (Japanese rice), 2864 nucleotides. The record is from RefSeq and is a predicted model, not a curated record. NCBI's taxonomy places the organism in Eukaryota, Viridiplantae, Streptophyta, Magnoliopsida, Poales, Poaceae.